This is a messenger RNA of Aspergillus glaucus CBS 516.65, 1124 nucleotides long. RefSeq names its product Frag1/DRAM/Sfk1 family protein. The transcript has 5 exons. The coding region runs from base 87 to 794 and encodes 235 amino acids. The record is from RefSeq and is a predicted model, not a curated record. Gene Ontology annotation, cellular component: plasma membrane. NCBI's taxonomy places the organism in Eukaryota, Fungi, Ascomycota, Eurotiomycetes, Eurotiales, Aspergillaceae.
GUCUCUUCGCCUUCGUUUAUAACAAGACUAUGAUUAUUGUACCAAAAAAAAAAAAAAACACUCCUUGACUAUACAACCACACCAUAAUGUCGCCCCUUUCCUGGGGAUUUCCGACUGUAGCGGCGUCCACCUGGCUAGCGAUGCUUCUCGCUAUGUUAGGCCACUGGACUAUGAUCGGCGAACCAAAAUAUGGCCUGAUGAAACCAGGACAGAAUAUACCGUUCAUUUCCGAUAUUGGAGCCCAGGAAUUGAAGCCAUUGUUUAUAAUUGGAUGUAUCACAACAGUACUCCUUUUGAAUCUCUCUUUCUAUCAAUAUGUCCAAAACAAGGGAUAUAUCAACAGUUUGUGCGCACAUGGUUCAUUCCUUUUCACAGUAAUUGGAAGUAUAGGCUUGAUUUUGUUAUCAGUCUUUGACAAUAUUGCCCACCAUUUCAUGCAUGAUACCUGUGUGACAAUAUUCAUUGUGGGGUAUCUAGUCAGUGCAGCCUUGAUGUGCUUAGAUUAUAUCUAUCUAGGCAUCACACAUGCUCUGCAAGAGUCCAUGCUCAUAACAAGUUUUGUGAUUAAAAUGUCUUUCAUUGUCAUUGAACUUGCUCUCAUUAUUGCUUUUCAAAUCACAGAGCACACUCACUACAACAAGAACAACAUGGCUGCUACUCUUGAAUGGGUCAUUGCCUUUGUCUUCACUGGUUAUAUUCUCUCUUUGAUUAUCGACCUGCUGCCAUCAACUCAGAGGAAGCUCCACAAUUCAAAGGGAUAUCAACAACUUGAAAUGAGCACAGACUUGGCUUAGCCCGGCUUAAUUGAACCUUGUAUAGGCGCUGGCCAUCACUUAUAGCGUUGGUUCGUUGACAACCUUUAAAAAUGUACAUAUAUAUAUAUCUGUGCUGCUGAACCCAGAAAGGAAAGGGAUCGUGCCAGGGAACAUUACCAUGUGUUACGGAGCGCAGGCGCUCGCUAGCAGUAUGGCGUGUUUGACCACUUUGACUUGUUUGAAUAUAGGGCAGGAACCCCUUCGCACACACUAGAUAGCUCAGCGCUGGCUGACCCAGCUUCUUUCCUUUCCUUCCUCAUGUUAGUAUUUCGUCAGAUAGUCUACCAAUAGAUUCCUAUUGAACGAGAC